AUGAUUGUAUUGAAAGCAGAAGUAUUCAAUGAUGGGCGACAUACAGGAGAAAAUAUAGCGGCAAAGUUAGAAACUAUGUUGUCAUCAUGGGGAAUUCCCAAAGAAAACGUAUUAUGUAUUGUUAGAGAUGGUGGCACUAACAUGAAAAAAGGUAUUUCUUUAUUAAGUAUUAAAAACAUAGAUUGUUUAUCGCACCAAAUCCAACUUGUUGUUAAAGAAGGGCUUAAGUCACAAGAAUCGAUCAUUACAGCCAUUAACAAAUGUAACAAGAUAGCUACACAUUUUCACCACUCUAAUGUAGCUCAAGAUGAACUUGUUAAUCUACAAGAAAAGCUUAAUCAACCAAAGUUCAAGAUAAUCCAAGAGUGUGUUACGAGGUGGAAUAGCACCUUUUACAUGCUAGAACGCAUUUUGAAGAACAAAGAUUCGCUGUGCCUUUAUGCUUCCACUAGCAACAAAAUUUCACAACUAACUUCAGAAGAAUGGAUACUUGUGGAAAAAUUGAUUAUAUUGUUUCAACCUUUUGAAGAAAUAACUCGAGAACUAAGUGCAGCCAAUGUUUCCAUAUCAUCUGUGAUUCCGUUAUUGGCCACUCUGGAAAAGGUGAUUGAUGAAUAUAAUGCAUCUGACGAGUGCAUUAGGAACACUAUACUUGUUUUAAGACAAGAAAUGAGACACAGAUUUUCUCACUUAGAAAACGACAUAUUAUUUGCUACAGCAAAGUUUAUUGAUCAAAACGAAAUUCUUCAAAAAUCCUUCAACAAAAGAUCAAGUCAUGAAAAAUAUUUUAGAUUGGAGACGAGGACUUAA
Messenger RNA from Parnassius apollo (apollo), 810 nucleotides. NCBI's taxonomy places the organism in Eukaryota, Metazoa, Arthropoda, Insecta, Lepidoptera, Papilionidae. The record is from the annotation of a GenBank genome assembly.